This is a messenger RNA of Ochlerotatus camptorhynchus, 1539 nucleotides long. RefSeq names its product Gustatory receptor 66a (gene Gr66a). Bases 1 to 1539 code for a protein of 512 amino acids. The transcript is spliced from 3 exons. Lineage: Eukaryota; Metazoa; Arthropoda; Insecta; Diptera; Culicidae. Gene Ontology annotation, cellular component: axon; dendrite; neuronal cell body. The record is from RefSeq and is a predicted model, not a curated record. Gene Ontology annotation, biological process: chemosensory behavior; male courtship behavior; sensory perception of taste.
AUGGCUGGAAAAAUCGGAUCAAGUUUGCUCGAGUCGGUCAAGGUGCUUUUCUACACUUCGUCCAUUCUAGGGAUCAUUCCGUACUCGUUUCGGGAGUUCUACACCAAACAUGCGCUAAGGAUUUCCAUCGUUGGAAACAUUUGGGUGUUGGUCAACGUGGUGGGCUACUCGGUUAGCUACCACAUGGCCACCGAUGCCUCCAUCGGGAUCGGUGGCGGAGGACAAGGAACCCUAACGAACGCGAUCGGAAUCUUCAUCAUCUACAUGGAACCGCUGAUGAUGUGCAUCGAUAUGCUGGCCUCGAUGAUCAAUCAGAAACGCAUGAUCGAAUGCGUCGAGCGUUUGGAUAAGGUCGACCUGAAGCUGGCCGGUGAAAACAUCGUCGUCAACAACGGACGCCUCCGGCGCUACGUUGUCAUCCUGCUGCUGUUGGUCGUUGUCUUUGAGAGCUUUCUAACGGCGUACAACUUUGUAGAAUUUGUCGAACAGUACACACUGCAGUCGUUGAUCUGGUUCAUAACGGCUUUUCCCACGGCAAUCAAUUCGGUCAGUCGGAUUUGGUUCGUAAUUUUGGUUCAAUCCGUCCGACAUCGGUUCAGCGUAAUGAACAACCACAUGGAUCAGCUUGCUGGGUUGCUGGAGGAGCACAAUGAUCGCUGGGAGGAUGAGUUGGAGAUCGAAAAGAAUGACAUCCCUAUGAAUUAUCUGGAAAAGGAAAUCUUCACCAUUCGUACCCAGAAGAGAGGUAACGCGGUGCAGCCUCUGGUGCCUUUCAAGCAGUAUGGCCAAAAUCCACGCGGCAAGAUCAUCAGUGUGAAACCAUUCGAAAAGAGAUUGAGCGAAGAGAAGGCCCUGGCACAGAAACAAUCGAUCUUUGAGUUCCUCACGUUCGACAAGUACAUGGAAAUCGACGAGAAGCUAGACAGGAAAAUGAUUCUCAUUUGUCGCACCCACGAUGAGCUGUGCGAGAUCGGUAAAUCCGUGAACUACAUGUUCAGCUUUCAGAUGUUGGUUUCUAUGGCACAUGGCUUCAUGGCAAUCACGGCGCAGUUCUACUUUCUGUAUUGCGCCCUCUCCGGGCAGGAGGUCCCGGUACUGUUCCGAUCGGCGCAGGUGCCGGCAAUUUCCAUCAUCCAGAUCUUCUACUUCGCGGUCAAGUGUGUCGUUUGCAUCUACGUCUGCUGGAAGACCAAAACCGAAUCGCAACGGACGGGAGUUUUUAUGCACCACCUGGCCAACAUGGUGGACGAGACCCAUUUCUACCAGAUUGUUAACCACCUGUCGUUGAAGCUGCUGAAUCAUCAGUUGAAUUUCAGUGCUUGCGGUUUCUUUGAUCUCGAUAUGACUACUUUGUAUGCGAUAACCGGUGCCAUUACCAGCUAUCUGAUCAUUUUGAUUCAGUUCAACCUGGCUGCUCUACAAAAGGUGGGAAAUUCUACGGAAGAAGCCAACAACACCACGGCAAGCACUGUGGCCUCAUUGCUGAACUUGACCACGACUGCAACAACUGCCCUGAGCACCUAUGUGGCUAAUCCCUAA